Molecule: messenger RNA, 873 nt
Organism: Aspergillus lentulus
Lineage: Eukaryota; Fungi; Ascomycota; Eurotiomycetes; Eurotiales; Aspergillaceae
Source: RefSeq, a predicted model, not a curated record
AUGCACAUCAGGAAUCUCAACGACGAAUUCGCGGAGGCGAUGGCCCGUGAUGGCCAUACUAAGAUUUUUCAGAACCUUGACGGCGGACGAGACGAGGAGUACGAACGUCCCGGACAAGCUGAGGACGACGACAUAUAUGAAUGGAUUCGGAAAUUGUAUCGCGAUUCACGGGGUGCCGAGCUGCCCGGUAUGGUGAAUCCCAGUGUUCUUGAGUCCAUGUUCCGGCAACAGACCGUGGCAUGGAAGCCAAUCGCUAGCCAAUAUAUCGGCAAGGUAGCUAGAGCCGUUGAUGAUUUCAAUCACGCAAUUUUCGACAAAUUGAUAGGCGACGAAGGGAUCAGAGAUCAUCUCAUGGCACGCCUCCGCGAGCAAAACCAGGAAGCCGUCAAACGUGCAGGUGACGAGUUGGCCAGUCUACUACAGUGUGAGAGGGGCGGUAUCUUGCAGACAGUCAACCACUAUUUUGCUGAGACGCUGGCCAACAUUCGUCAAGAGCGCACUCUCCGGCGCCUCGAAGCGAUGGGCUUUCGGGACGGCAAUUACUUUUGUCUCGACCAAGUCGUGGGUGCGGUGCACCUCAGCAAUGAGGAUCAAGCUGUUGAGGAUAUCCACGAUAUUCUCAAGGCGUACUACAAGGUUGCUCGGAAAAGAUUUACAGACAACGUCGUUCUCCAGGUAGCCGAACGUCACCUUCUUGGGGCCAAUGGACCCGUGAAAACGCUGUCACCUGAAUUCGUUAUGAAUCUGGAGGAUAGCGAGCUCGAGCAUAUAGCCGGUGAAAGCUAUGUGACGUCAAGCAUGCGAAACGACUUGGCUUCCAGAGUGGAUCGAUUCCAGAAAGCUUUGCAGAUUGCGAAGUCAGCCAGUAUCUAG